UCUGCUAGAGAGAGGGCGAGAGAGCGAGCAAGAGGAAUAAAGUGCUCCUGCUGGAUCUUAUCGGAGCCCUCUCUCCCCUCUCUCUCCUUCCCCUCUCCUUCUAGCUUUCAGUUUGUGUCCAUUUAAGUUGUGGAGGCCCUGGAGAGGACACACAAUGGAGCGGAGAGCCUGUGGCAACUGGGCCGUUGUACUGCUGAGAGGGGGAUGGGGUAGAGAGAGGACCGGUUCACACAGCUAACACAGCCUGCCGGCUGGAGGCUUCCACAGCCUUUCCUCCUCGCCUGGACCCACUGUUUCCAGGCUGGGGCCUUUUUUUGUGGAACAGCUAUCCUCAAACUCCGCUUGGACGACACGAAGGAUUACUCAUUGUGUUCCGUCGGAUUUUAGGAUACAUACUGAAAAAUAUAUCACUCUGGCGUUUUGGAUAAGAGAAAAGAAAAAACUAACUUCAGUGUAAUUCUUCUUGCCCGUUUUUGGUUUCUGUUGAGUGGAGUUCAUAAAUGGAUUACAAGAUGCACGCCAAAUCAAACGAUUUGCUGGAUUUUCAAAAACUGGACGCCCUUCUGGAAAAAAUUGCACAUUCGGUCUCUGUGAAAAGAGAGUCCAGCGAGGAGUGCAAUGGGAUCAGUGGUGCUCUGUCAGUGGAGUCUGUGCCGGGGCCAAGACUGAACUGGUGUCCUGCCAGCACCACUAUCCCUGCCCCUGCAGCUCAAGCUCCAGCUCUGAGGCCUGAGCCCAACCCUGUUAGAAUGGGGGACGGUCUGGAUGCAGCACAGAUGUCGGGCAGCAGCAGCAGCCAGGGGCAGGCCCAGCAAAUGGGCAAUCCCUCACCCCCAGAGUACAUCAAUCCCAUCAGGCCAAAGCGCCAGACUAAUCAGCUGCAGUACCUGCUCAAGGUGGUGGUGAAGGGCCUGUGGAAGCACCAGUUUGCCUGGCCCUUUCAUAUACCAGUGGAUGCGAUCAAACUCAACCUUCCUGACUACGACACAAUAAUCAAAAUUCCCAUGGACAUGGGAACAAUCAAGAGAAGGCUUGAGAACAGUUACUACUGGAAUGCCCAAGAAUGUAUACAAGACUUCAACACGAUGUUUACCAACUGCUACAUAUACAACAAGCCUGGAGAUGACAUAGUCUUAAUGGCUGAGGCUCUAGAGCAGGUGUUCCUCCAAAGGGUCACUGAAAUGCCUGUGGAAGAAACUGAAAUUGUUGUCAUGACGGGGAAGGGCCGUGGCCGUGGUCGAAGAGACGGAGGUCUGAGCUUGAAACCAGGGGCCAUCAUUGAUUCAUCGUCCACGACUCCUCAAACACCCGGUCUGUCAAAUCUCUCGGUAGCACCGCAGAUCAGAGAACCAGUACAGGGCCCGCCUUUACUACCUCCCCAGCCUUUGAUGCAGGCCCUGCCUUCCCACGUGCCCCCAAUGUUACCCAGUCAUGCGCCACAGCUUGGAGCUCCAUACACCCUGGGCCAAUCCCUGGACUGUGCACCUCAAGUUCCCAUUCUGACUUCCGUGCCCCCCCCAGUUCAGACAUCCCUUCCCCCAGCAUCCAUCCAGAGCACUGCCCCCAUGCUGCAGAACUCUAUAACCAUGACCAAACAAAGAAAGAGUCAGAAAAGGAAAGCUGACACUACAACACCCACAGCAAAUGACCAACUGAGUGAGUCUUCACCAGCAGAGUCCAAAUCUGGGAAGACACUACCCAGGCGAGAGAGUGCCCGGCCUACAAAACUGAUAAAGAAGGAUGCACCAGACUCCCAGCAUCACAUAGGGAUGGGGAUGGGCAUGGGGAUGGGAAUAGGAAUGGGAAUGGGAAUGGGAAUGGGAAUGGGAAUGGGACUGAGUGGACCAAGUGGAGGUCAUAGCCCAAAGCCACAGGAUCAGCUGGGUUACUGUGCUAGUCUGGUUAGGGAUAUGUUGUCCAAGAAGCAUGCUGGUUAUGCCUGGCCCUUUUAUAAAUCAGUUGAUGUGGAUGCACUGGGAUUACACGAUUAUCACGAUAUCAUCAAAUAUCCGAUGGACCUCAACGGCAUCAAGGUAAAGCUGGAGAACAGGCAAUACCGGGAACCCCAGGAGUUUGCUUCUGACGUACGAUUAAUGUUUUCGAACUGCUACAAAUACAAUCCACCAGACCACGAGGUGGUAGCCAUGGCUCGCAAGCUACAGGAUGUCUUUGAGAUGCGCUUUGCCAAGAUGCCAGAUGAACUUGAGAUCAAGCCUCUAGUUUCUCCCCCAACUCUUACUCUCCACCAUCCAGCCCCUGUUAAGCCCCAGCCUCCUUUGGCCCACGUUGCCUCAUCCACAGACAGCUCCAGUGAUUCGUCCUCCGAGUCUGAGUCUUCAACAGAUGACUCUGAAGAGGAAAGAGCCAACAGGUUGGCCGAGCUCCAGGAUCAGUUAAAGGCUGUCCAUGAGCAGCUGGCAGCCUUGUCCCAACCACAAGCCAGCAAACCAAAGAGAAAAGAGAAGGAAAAGGAGAAGAAGGAGAAGGAGAAAGAGAAGAAAAAAGAAAAGCAUAAGAAGAAAGGAAGCAUGUCUGGCCUUGGAGAUGAGAUCCAGGAUGCUACGCCUCUGCAGCAGCUCUCUAAGAAGACAAAGACUAGUAACAAUAACAACAAAGAUGUUGUACCCAAGAAGAAACCUAGUAAAAAGGAAGGGAUGAAAAGCAAUCAUCCCUCCAACCUGCUGCCUGUUCCCGGCAUUGAAGACGACCUGGUGGCAGCUGGGUCAUCAGCAACCGGGGAAAAGUGCCGACCUAUGACGUACGAGGAGAAGAGGCAGUUAAGCUUGGACAUCAACAAACUUCCCGGUGACAAGCUCGGCCGUGUAGUGCAUAUCAUUCAGUCCCGAGAGCCCUCACUCAAAAACUCAAACCCUGAUGAGAUUGAGAUUGACUUUGAGACGCUAAAACCCUCCACUCUGCGCGAGCUGGAGAGAUACGUCUCUUCCUGCCUCCGCAAGAAGAAAAAGGUUCAAGUUGAGAAGCCAGUAGAGUCCAUGGCUACCUCCAAAAAGACUGGAUCCUCUUCAGAGAGCAGUGGCUCCAGCACAGACAGCGAAGCUGAGGGGACAGGAAUAAUAAAGCAUCGGAAGAAAAAGGGCUUGUCGGUGAAGGAGGGGAAAAAGACCCAUCCUCAUGUACACAUUCAGAGUGGCCCUGGUCAGAUUGGGCUUCAUUCCCAAAUUGCAGGCCUUCAGUCGAGCAGUCAGAUGAAGCAGCAGCCUCAGCCGCCCACCGCAGGCUUCAUUGCUCCCCCUGUAGCUGCUCUGGAGUCUUCCCAGUUACUGGAGACCAGCUUUGACUCCCUGCCGCCUUUCGGCCAGCCUCUCAUGCAUCUCACGCACCACACGGGGAACUCCUCGCCUGCACCUCCUCACCUCAACGCUCAUUCUGCUGAGCCAGUGUCCCCUGAGACACACCCCUUCCUCAACCAACAUCCCGUCCUCACAUCUCCAGCUUUGCACAUCUCCAUGCCUCAGCAGCCUUCUCGACCCAGUCACAAGGCAGCGCCUCUUCAUCCCAAACCCCCUCAGCAGCAACCUGCACCUCCUCAGCAGCAGCCAACCCUGCAGCAGCCAACCCAGCAGCAGCAGCUCCAGCCCCAGUCGGCAGCACCACCACCAACACCGCCAACACCGCCAACACCACCACCACCACCACCACCACCACCACCACCACCACCACCGCAGCACCAGCUUUCUGCUCAGAUCCUCCACCCUUCUCAGCCUCUGCACCAGCGGCCCCUGUCCCCUCCAACACUCACACCCCAGGGCUUGCUGUCGUCCCAGCCUCCCCAGAUGCUGCUGGAGGACGAUGAAGAGCCAGGCUCCACGACGCCUAUGAACCAAGUCCAGUUAUACCUGCAGCAGUUCCAGCAAGCCCGCCAGCCACCGCAGUCCAUGCAGUCGCUCCAGGCACAGGCCCGUCAACAACAACAACAACAACAACAGCAGCAGCAACAACAACUACUACUGCAGCAGCAACAACAACAACAAAAACAGCAGCAACAACAACAACAACCGGGACAGAUCUCUCUCCUGCAGUCUGUCCAGGGACAAUCUCAACUGUCCUCUCAGACCACGCUGCCUCCUCCCCAGCUCCCUUUGCCUCCUCAGCCAGCCCCCCCACAUCAGGCCCCCCCACAUCAGGCCCCUCCACAUCAGGCCCCUCCACAUCAGGCCCCUCCACAUCAGGCACCGGCCCAACAGAUGCCGCUACACCAGGCCCGCCACAUGCAGCAUUCUCAGCCUCAGCAACAGCAGCCCCAACAACAACAACAACAACUGAAUUACCAGCAGGGUCCAGUACUGGCUGGUCAGUCGCAGGGAUCACAACACAAGGUAUCCAUGCCCAUCAACAAAGCACAGCAGAUCAUCCAGCAGCAGCAACAGCAGCCCUCCCCUCGCCCGACCAAGGCUGACCCCUACAACGCCGGUCACAUGAGGGACAACCCAUCCCCUCUGAUGAUGCAUUCCCCACAACUUCCCCAGUAUCCACCUGUCUCUCACCAGUCCCCACCUCACAACAUGCAGCCCAAAAAGCAGAGGGCCCCUGGGAGCCACGGUGUACUAAAGGAGGAGAAGCUUCCUCCAUCACCAGUGAUGAGAGGAGAGCCAUUUAACCCUGCCAUGAGACCAGACCAUCAUAAACACCCCGAUAACAAGCCUUCUCAACCAGGCCACAGCCAACAGAAUGUGAAGUCUAUAGACAACUUGCGACCUGUCAUCCGCUCCUCCGAGUCCAGUGGACUGCCCUCCUCUCUGCAAGAGAAGGAGAAGUUCAAGCAGGAGUCCAAGGUGCCCAUUGCCCCCAAAAAGGUACAGGAUGUGAAACUGAAGAAUAUGGGCUCAUGGGCCAGCCUGGCACAAAAGUCCACGUCUACACCCUCAUCUGCCGUGAAGUCGUCGAGUGACAGCUUUGAGCAGUUCCGUCGGGCUGCGCGGGAGAAAGAGGAGAGGGAGAAAGCUCUGAAGGCCCAAGCUGAGCAGGUGGAAAAAGAGCGACUCCGCAGAGAGCAGGACAAACUGCGAGGUCGAGAUGAAGACGACAUCAUGGAGCCCAGCAGGAGGGUGCAUGAGGAGCCGCGCAGGCGCCUGGAGCAGCAACACAUUCAAGCUUCUUCUUCGCAGCAGCAACAACAACAACAACAACAGCAGCAACAACAACAGCAACAACAACAGCAGAAGCAACAACAGCAGCAGCAACAGCAGCAACAACAACAACAGCAACAACAACAGCAGCAGCAGCAGCAGCAGCAGGAGCCCCAGCCAGCUGCCGUUCAGCCUCCUCAGCCCCCCACGCCGCCUCAGCCCGCCACACAGAACCCACUGGACCAACAGAGGGAGCUCGCUCGCCGACGAGAGCAGGAGAGGAGGAGGCGAGAAGCGAUGGCGGCAACUAUUGACAUGAAUUUCCAAAGUGACUUAAUGGCUAUCUUUGAGGAGAACCUGUUUUGAGGAGAGCAGCACCUGAAACUGAGAAAAAAGGAAAGAAAAGAAAAAAGAAAAAAACGAACCCUUCCUCUGAAGAGAGAUUUGCCGACCACGCACCACGGAGCGACACAGACUGUAUGUCGAUGUGACGGGCCCUCGGGUGGAGGACACGCACUGGACGGCGCCCGCAGGUCGCGUUGUCCCUGUGGACGAACACGCUCAACACGUGGGGAGAGUCUCACUGUCUCGGAUGUCGUAUCCGAGGAGAAGCAUUGUCUGCUUGAUAUACCUAACAGGAGAAGGAGGACCCCGGUUGGCACAGUUGCCUUUGUCACUUGCUUCUUACAGUGUGUGUGUGUGUGUGUGGACACAACAAUGAAUUGCAAGAGUAAGGACAUCCCAAUAACUAUGAAAAUGCUCUGAUAAUGUACUGACAGACUGUGCAGAGGUGUGUUUUGAAACUGCCAGAUAUCUGAGGUGGUGAAGAAGACUGGUCUUUUAUGUUCUGUUUUGUUUUGACUGUUGUAAGUGAACAAAUGAGGGGGGGAGGGGGGGGGGCAACAACUUCCAUAUUGUAAAUCAUGUAUAUUUCUCAGCAGAGAAGGUACAGUUUGCCUUACACCUCUUUCCUAAACAGACGAUUCUGUUCUGCACACAUGGACACACCAAUAACAUUCACAACCAGGAGCAGUGCAGACCUUUUUUCAUCAACUAUUAUCUACUGUAAAGAAGUAUUUUCUUAUUCUACAACAACUUUGUUUUGGAUCUUCUUUUUUUUUCUUCCCCUCUUUCGAUCUUUAAAUCUUCAUCCGACUCUGUCUAUGCCAAACAAACCCACUAUAUUUUAUGCUAAAUGACUCGUCCUAAAUCAUGGUAGGUAACACAAACAAACCUGAAUAUAUGCAUAAUCAUAGUUCCAGUAAGUAUUUAUCAAAUAGAAUCUGUUGACGUUUUCAUUCUGCCUUGUAUUUUUCUUUUAUUACUAAAACGUUAACUUGUUUGCGAGCGAGGGGGAAAGGUCCGGCCGUUUCUGAGCUUUACUUGGGAUAAGAUUUUACUACAAUUGUCGCACCAUUCUUUGUAUUACACUUUGAGACAUAAUGUUGAACAUGUUAAUAACAUUGGCCUGUUCACAGCAGUCACGCUAUGGAUCCGUUCUAAGCGAAUCGAUGGGGACCCCCGCGCUGCUCCCGGUGUCCACUCUGAUCCGACUUCACGGUUCUGAUCAAAUGUCAACAGAGUGCUGAAGGCGGGAAGUGGACCGCCUGGGGAGUAAGACAAACACGCAACACCUUUCUGGAGCUGUUACUUGAUUCAGGUUUCGUUAAAAAAUGUAAACAAAAUAAUUUAAAAAAGCUGAAGGGACUGGAAAGAGCUUCCUGUUAGUUUUUGCAUCAAUUUGUGGAAAAAAACCACAAAAUUUUUUUGAAAUGGAAAUCUCUGAAAUAACAGUUUUGAUUUAUCUUUGUUCUCGUUCGAUAAUGGUUGAUGUGAGUUAUGAUUCUGUUCUUGGAGACAUUGUCGGGACCGGGGACGGCUUGAGAUCUGAAUGCGUCUCGUCCUCUUCACUUGUCUCUGUUAUGGUGUUUUUCUCCAGUGCCUGUAUUGUAUUGCAAUUCUCGUUGGCUUAUAUUACACUUCGAGGGGGUUUAGCAAGGGGCCAGGUCAGGAUUGGGUGGUGUAAUAUUUGAACGGGGAGGGAGAUUUUUUGAAAGAGUUUGUGUAAAAAAUUUAAAGAAAUAAAAAAAGAAGGAAAAAAAAGGUAAAGACAGCGUUUUAUAUUUUACCCGUUAUCAAGAUUCGGGUUUUAAAUUUAGUUUUAGUUGGACUUCUGAGUGUACACCUCUGAACAACUACCUUCUCAUUUUGUUGAAUCGGCAGAUUUUAGGUGGAUAUUCUUCGGCGUUGCCACACGAGCGUCUGAGUCUGGUCUGUGAGUGUGACUGUGUACAUUUGGACGGCUGUGUGACUGUAUGUGUUUUGUUAUGGUUAAUUUUUUUGUUAAAGUGUGGCGCAGGAGGCAUUUUCUCCGAUGCAGAUAAGCAUUCUAUUGAUGAGAAUAAACAGAUGAACCGUACUUCAGGAGAACUUGUUUCAGUGCUUGAGUCACCUUUUUAAUUUCUAUGAAGUCCACCAUAUAUGAAAUAUAGAAUUUUUAUUGUUAGAUUGGUUUUGAAAGGAUAAAAAAAUAAUGUCAUUCCUUUUUUAGCCUUUUUUCUUUUGUUUGUGCCAUGAGUUCUACAGAGAAUGUGCUGACCCGCAGCUCAGCCCAGAGUUUGCUUUAUUCAGGUAUUUUAUUUUGUGUUACAUUUGUUCUGUUUUGGGGGUUUUGUUCAAGCAUUUUCCUCGAUUUAUUGUUUGGUAUGUGAGUGAUCUAUCGAGGUCUCUGAUUCAGUCUGUUAUGAUCAUUGAAUAAACUCAUCUCUUUUAUAGAAAAUAAAAAAAUAUACUAAA
Pseudoliparis swirei is the source of this 7883-nucleotide messenger RNA. RefSeq names its product bromodomain containing 4 (gene brd4). Gene Ontology annotation, cellular component: nucleus; chromatin. Gene Ontology annotation, biological process: chromatin remodeling; positive regulation of transcription elongation by RNA polymerase II. Lineage: Eukaryota; Metazoa; Chordata; Actinopteri; Perciformes; Liparidae. The coding region runs from base 501 to 5453 and encodes 1650 amino acids. The record is from RefSeq and is a predicted model, not a curated record. The transcript is spliced from 19 exons.